Alligator mississippiensis (American alligator) is the source of this 14984-nucleotide messenger RNA. It is a transcript of the gene LRP1, whose product is annotated as LDL receptor related protein 1. The coding region runs from base 101 to 13759 and encodes 4552 amino acids. Gene Ontology annotation, molecular function: calcium ion binding; protein binding. The transcript is spliced from 90 exons. The record is from RefSeq and is a predicted model, not a curated record. NCBI's taxonomy places the organism in Eukaryota, Metazoa, Chordata, Crocodylia, Alligatoridae.
GCCGCCCCCCGCUCGCAGUGCACCGGGCGUCCGCGCGGAGCGGGUGGGGGGGUCCGGCCCGUGCAUGAGCCCGCAGUGAGGAGCAGCCCCCGGCCCGGCCAUGCCCGCCCGCGGCCCCGCGCUGCUGCUGCUGGGGCUGGCGGCCGGCCUGUGCCUGGCGCUGGACGCCCCGAAGACGUGUAGCCCUAAGCAGUUUGCAUGCAAAGAUCAGAUAACGUGCAUCUCUAAGGGCUGGCGCUGCGACGGGGAAAAGGACUGUCCGGAUGGCUCCGAUGAAUCUCCCGAGAUAUGUCCCCAGAGCAAGGUGUCACGGUGCCAGCCGAACGAGUACAACUGCCUGGGCACAGAGCUCUGCAUUCCCAUGAGCAAGCUGUGCAACGGCGCCCACGACUGCUUCGAUGGCUCGGACGAGGGGCCACACUGCCGUGAGCUGCUGCCCAAUUGCACAGCCCAGGGCUGCCAGCACCACUGUGUGCCCACGCUCAGCGGGCCCAUCUGCUACUGCAAUGGCUCCUUCCAGCUCGCUGAGGACAGGAAGAGCUGCAAAGACUUUGACGAGUGCAUGGUGUAUGGGACCUGCAGCCAGACAUGCACCAACACGGAGGGUGCCUAUACGUGCAGCUGUGUGGAGGGCUACCUGCUACAGCCUGACAACCGGUCCUGCAAGGCCAAGAAUGAGCCUGUGGACCGACCCCCGGUGCUGCUCAUCGCCAACUCCCAGAACGUCCUGGCCACCUUCCUGAGCGGGACGCCGGUGCCCAACAUUACGCCCACCAGUGCCAAGCACACCACGGCCAUGGACUUCAACUACGUGGAGGAUACGGUGUGCUGGGUGCACAUGGGCGAUGCAGCUGCCCAGACUGUCCUCAAGUGCGCCAAGAUCCCCAACCUCAAGGGCUUUGUGGAGGAGCGAUCCAUCAACAUCUCCCUCAGCCUGCACCACGUGGAGCAGAUGGCGAUAGACUGGCUCACGGGGAACUUCUACUUCGUGGAUGACAUCGACGACCGGAUCUUCGUGUGCAACAAGAAUGGGGACACGUGUGUCACGCUGCUUGACCUGGAGCUGUACAACCCCAAGGGCAUCGUGCUGGACCCCACCAUGGGGAAAGUCUUCUUCACGGACUACGGGCAGAUCCCCAAGGUGGAGCGCUGCGACAUGGACGGGCAGAACCGCACUAAGCUGGUGGACAGCAAGAUCGUCUUCCCCCACGGCAUCACGCUGGACCUGGUCAGCCGGCUCGUCUACUGGGCCGAUGCCUACCUGGACUACAUUGAGGUGGUGGACUAUGAGGGCAAGAACAGGCACACCAUCAUCCAGGGCAUCUUGAUCGAACACCUCUAUGGCCUGACUGUCUUCGAGAACUACCUCUAUGCCACCAACUCAGACAAUGCCAACACCCAGCAGAAGACCAGCGUCAUCCGGGUGAACCGCUUCAACAGCACCGACUACCAUGUGAUCACACGCGUGGACAGGGGCGGUGCCCUGCACAUCUACCACCAGCGCCGCCAGCCCACGGUGCGGAGCCAUGCCUGUGAGCCCGACCAGUUUGGAAAGCCCGGGGGCUGCUCUGACAUCUGCCUGCUGGGCAACAGCCACAAGACACGGACAUGCCGCUGCCGCUCUGGCUUCAGCCUGGGCAGCGAUGGGAAAUCCUGCAAGAAGCCAGAGCACGAGCUGUUCCUGGUCUACGGGAAGGGCCGGCCAGGCAUCAUCCGGGGCAUGGACAUGAGUGCCAAGGUACCCGAUGAGCAUAUGAUCCCCAUUGAGAACCUCAUGAACCCCCGGGCCCUGGACUUCCAUGGUGAGAAUGGCUUCAUCUACUUCGCCGACACCACCAGCUACCUUAUCGGGCGCCAGAAGAUCGAUGGCACUGAGCGCGAGACCAUCCUGAAGGACGGCAUCCACAACGUGGAGGGCAUUGCUGUGGACUGGAUGGGCAACAACCUGUACUGGACGGAUGACGGCCCCAAGAAAACCAUCAGCGUGGCCCGACUGGAGAAGGCGGCUCAGACCCGCAAGACGCUCAUCGAGGGCAAGAUGACCCACCCCCGCGCCAUCGUGGUGGACCCCCUCAAUGGGUGGAUGUACUGGACAGACUGGGAAGAGGACCCCAAAGACAGCAAGCGAGGCAAGAUCGAGCGGGCCUGGAUGGAUGGCUCCAACCGCAACAUCUUCAUCACCUCCAAGACCAUCCUGUGGCCGAACGGCCUGAGCCUCGACAUCCCCGGCAAGAUCCUCUACUGGGUGGACGCAUUCUACGACCGCAUUGAGAUGGUCUACCUCAAUGGCACCGAGCGCAAGAUCGUGUACGAGGGGCCAGAGCUGAACCACGCAUUCGGGCUGUGUCACUACAGCACCUUCCUCUUCUGGACCGAGUACCGCAGCGGCAGCAUCUACCGCCUGGACCAGGCCAGCAAGGCCGUGAGCCUGCUGCGCAAUGAGCGCCCGCCCAUCUUCGAGAUCCGCAUGUACGAUGCGCAGCAGCAGCAAGUGGGCUCCAACAGCUGCCGUGUGAACAACGGGGGCUGCAGCAGCCUGUGCCUGGCAGUGCCGCAGGGCCGGCACUGCGCCUGCGCUGAGGACCAGAUCCUGGGGGCUGACUCGGUCACCUGCCAAGCCAACCCAUCCUAUGUGCCGCCGCCCCAAUGCCAGCCGGGUGAGUUUGCCUGCAAGAACAGCCGCUGCAUCCAGGAGCGCUGGAAGUGCGACGGUGACAACGACUGUCUGGACAACAGCGAUGAGGCUCCUGAGCUCUGCUACCAGCACACCUGCCCCUCUGAUCGCUUCAAGUGUGAGAACAACCGGUGCAUCCCCAACCGCUGGCUCUGCGACGGCGACAACGACUGUGGCAACAACGAAGAUGAGUCCAACUCUACCUGCUCUGCUCGCACCUGCCCCCCGAACCAGUUCUCCUGUGCCAGUGGCCGCUGCAUCCCCAUCUCCUGGACCUGCGACCUGGACGAUGACUGCGGUGACCGAUCCGACGAGUCGGCCUCCUGCGCCUACCCUACCUGCUUCCCACUGACCCAGUUCACCUGCAACAACGGGCGCUGCAUCAACAUCAACUGGCGCUGCGACAACGAGAAGGAUUGUGGGGAUGGCUCUGACGAAAAGAACUGUCCAAAGUCUGCCGACAACGACUGUGGGGACAACAGCGACGAGGCCGGCUGCAGCCACUCCUGCUCCAGCAACCAGUUCAAGUGCAACAGCGGGCGCUGCAUUCCCGUGCAUUGGACCUGCGAUGGAGACAAUGACUGCGGCGACUACAGUGAUGAGACCCAUGCCAACUGCACCAACCAGGCCACGCGCCCGCCCGGGGGCUGCCACACGGACGAGUUCCAGUGCCGCUUGGACGGGCUGUGCAUCCCCAUGCGCUGGCGCUGCGACGGCGACACUGACUGCAUGGACUCGUCGGAUGAGAAGAACUGCGAGGGUGUCACCCACGUCUGCGACCCCAACGUGAAGUUUGGUUGCAAGGACUCAGCCCGCUGCAUCAGCAAGGCAUGGGUGUGCGACGGGGACAGCGACUGCGAGGACAACUCAGACGAGGAGAGCUGCGAGGCGCUAGCAUGCAAGCCACCCGCACACGCGUGUGCCAAUGCCAGUACUGUCUGCCUGCCCCCUGAGAAGCUGUGUGAUGGCACUGAUGACUGUGCUGACGGCUCUGAUGAGGGCGAGCUCUGCGACCAGUGCUCCCUGAACAACGGCGGCUGCAGCCACAACUGCACGGUGGCGCCAGGCGAGGGCAUUGUGUGCUCAUGCCCCCUGGGCAUGGAGCUGGGCACCGACAACCGCACCUGCCAGAUCCAGAGCUACUGCGCCAAGCACCUCAAGUGCAGUCAGAAGUGCGAGCAGGACAAGUUCAACGUCAAGUGCUCCUGCUACGAGGGCUGGAUGCUGGAGCCUGAUGGCGAGAGCUGCCGCAGCCUGGACCCCUUCAAGCCCUUCAUCAUCUUCUCCAACCGCCAUGAGAUCCGCCGCAUCGACCUGCACAAGGGCGACUACAGCGUGCUGGUGCCUGGCCUGCGCAAUACCAUCGCCCUCGACUUCCACCUCAACCAGAGCUCGCUGUACUGGACCGACGUGGUGGAGGACAAGAUCUACCGGGGCAAACUGCUGGAGAAUGGGGCGCUGACCAGUUUUGAGGUGGUGAUCCAGUAUGGGCUGGCAACGCCCGAGGGGCUGGCAGUGGACUGGAUCGCCGGCAACAUCUACUGGGUGGAGAGCAACCUGGACCAGAUCGAGGUGGCCAAGUUGGACGGCACCAUGCGCACCACGCUGCUGGCUGGCGACAUCGAGCACCCCCGCGCCAUCGCCCUUGACCCCCGCUACGGGAUCCUGUUCUGGACGGACUGGGAUGCCAGCCUGCCACGCAUUGAGGCAGCUUCCAUGAGCGGCGCAGGCCGGCGCACCAUCCAUAAGGAGACAGGCUCGGGGGGGUGGCCUAACGGCCUCACCGUUGACUACCUGGAGAGGCGCAUCCUCUGGAUCGAUGCCAGGUCUGACGCCAUCUACUCAGCGCUGUAUGAUGGGACGGGGCACAUGGAGGUGCUGCGGGGCCACGAGUACCUGUCACACCCGUUUGCGGUGACGCUGUACGGCGGUGAGGUCUACUGGACCGACUGGCGCACCAACACCCUGGCCAAGGCCAACAAGUGGACAGGCCACAACGUGACGGUGGUGCAACGCACCAACACGCAGCCCUUCGACCUGCAGGUCUACCACCCCUCCCGGCAGCCUCUGGCCCCCAACCCGUGCGAGGCCAACGGGGGCCGUGGGCCCUGCUCCCACCUCUGCCUCAUCAACUACAACCGGACGCUGUCAUGUGCCUGCCCCCAUCUCAUGAAGCUGGACAAAGACAACACCACGUGCUACGAGUUCCGGCAGUUCCUGCUGUAUGCGCGGCAGAUGGAGAUCCGCGGUGUGGACGUGGACAGCCCCUACUACAACUACAUCAUCUCCUUCACGGUGCCCGACAUCGACAACGUCACCGUGGUCGACUAUGACGCCCGCGAGCAGCGCAUCUACUGGUCCGACGUGCGCACCCAGGCCAUCAAGCGUGCCUUCAUCAAUGGCACUGGCGUCGAGACCGUGGUCUCUGCAGACCUGCCCAAUGCCCACGGGCUGUCCGUGGACUGGGUCUCCAGGAACCUCUUCUGGACCAGCUAUGACACCAACAAGAAGCAGAUCAAUGUGGCACGGCUGGACGGCUCCUUCAAGAAUGCUGUCAUCCAGGGGCUGGACAAGCCCCAUGGCCUAGUGGUCCAUCCCCUGCGCGGGAAGCUGUACUGGACUGACGGUGACAACAUCAGCGUGGCCAACAUGGAUGGCACCAACCGCAGCCUCCUCUUCACCAACCAGAAGGCGCCUGUCGGCCUGGCCAUCGACUACCCCGAGAGCAAACUGUACUGGAUCAGCUCUGGCAACGGCACCAUCAGCCGCUGCAACCUGGAUGGCACCGGCUUGGAGGUCCUGGACACCAUGAAAGGGCAGCUGAGCAAGGCCACGGCCUUGGCCAUCAUGGGCGACAAGCUGUGGUGGGCGGACCAGGCCUCGGAGCGCGUGGGCACCUGCAACAAGAAGGACGGGACGGGCGCCGUGGUGCUGAGGAACAGCACCACGCUGGUCAUGCAUAUGAAGGUGUACGAUGAGAGUGUGCAGCAGGCCAGCACCAACCCCUGCAGCGUGAACAACGGGGACUGCUCGCAGCUCUGCCUGCCCACGUCGGAGACCACGCGCGCCUGCAUGUGCACGGCCGGCUACAGCCUCAAGAGUGGGCAGCAGUCAUGCGAGGGUGUGGGCUCCUUCCUGCUCUACUCGGUGCACGAGGGCAUCCGCGGCAUCCCCCUGGACCCCAAUGACAAGUCGGACGCGCUGGUGCCUGUGUCCGGGACCUCGUUGGCUGUGGGCAUCGACUUCCACGCAGAGAAUGACACCAUCUACUGGGUGGACAUGGGGCUCAGCACCAUCAGCCGGGCCAAGCGGGACCAGACGUGGCGCGAGGACGUGGUGACCAACGGCAUUGGGCGCGUGGAAGGCAUUGCUGUGGACUGGAUUGCAGGCAACAUCUACUGGACGGACCAGGGCUUUGAUGUCAUCGAGGUGGCGCGACUCAACGGCUCCUUCCGCUAUGUGGUCAUCUCCCAAGGGCUGGACAAGCCGCGAGCCAUCACUGUGCACCCCGAGAAGGGGUACCUGUUCUGGACGGAGUGGGGGCAGUAUCCCCGCAUCGAGCGAUCGCGCCUGGACGGCUCCGAGCGUGUUGUGCUGGUCAACGUUAGCAUCAGCUGGCCCAACGGCAUCUCCGUGGACUACGAGGAUGGGAAACUAUACUGGUGCGAUGCCCGGACAGACAAGAUCGAGCGUAUCGACCUGGAGACGGGCGAGGGCCGGGAGGUUGUGCUGGCCAGCAACAACAUGGACAUGUUCUCUGUCUCUGUCUUCGAGGAUUACAUCUACUGGAGUGACCGGACCCAUGCGAACGGCUCCAUCAAGAGGGGCAGCAAGGACAAUGCCACCGAGUCGGUGUCUCUGCGCACAGGCAUCGGCGUCCAGCUCAAGGACAUCAAAGUCUUCAACCGGGCCCGGCAGAAGGGCACCAACAUCUGCUCCCAGAGCAAUGGGGGCUGCGAGCAGCUGUGCCUGUUCCGGGGCGGGGGCCGGCGAACGUGCGCAUGCGCCCAUGGCAUGCUGGCCGAGGAUGGUGUGAGCUGCCGCGACUAUGAUGGCUACCUGCUCUACUCGGAGCGCACCAUCCUCAAGAGCAUACACCUUUCGGACGAGACCAACCUCAACGCGCCCAUCAAGCCCUUUGAAGACGCCGAGCACAUGAAGAACGUUAUCGCAUUGGCCUUUGACUACCAGGGUGGGGUGCAGGGUGCCAGCCGCAUCUUCUACAGCGACAUCCACUUUGGCAACAUCCAGCAGAUCAACGACGACGGCACCGGGCGCAAGACCAUUGUGGAGAACGUGGGCUCAGUGGAGGGGCUGGCUUACCACCGGGGCUGGGACACGCUCUACUGGACCAGCUACACCACGUCCACCAUCACGCGGCACACGGUGGACCAGAGCCGCGUGGGCGCCUUCGAGCGCGAGACUGUCAUCACUAUGUCGAGUGACGACCACCCCCGUGCCUUUGUGCUGGAUGAGUGCCAGAACCUGAUGUUUUGGACCAACUGGAACGAGCAGCACCCUAGCAUCAUGCGGGCCACUCUGGCAGGCGCCAACGUCCUCAUCAUCAUCGACCAGGACAUCCGCACACCCAAUGGGCUGGCCAUCGACCACCAGGCUGAGAAGCUCUACUUCUCUGAUGCCACGCUGGACAAGAUUGAGCGCUGCGAGUAUGAUGGCUCCCACCGCUACGUGAUCCUGAAGUCAGAGCCAGUGCACCCAUUUGGCCUGGCCGUGUACAGCGACUACAUCUUCUGGACGGACUGGGUGCGCCGCGCCGUUCAGCGUGCCAACAAGCACAUGGGCUCUGACAUGCGGCUGCUGCGCGUUGACAUCCCCCAGCAGCCCAUGGGCAUCAUCGCUGUGGCCAACGACACCAACAGCUGUGAGCUGUCCCCAUGCCGUGUGAACAACGGGGGCUGCCAGGACCUGUGCCUCCUCACGCCCCGGGGGCAAGUGAACUGCUCGUGCCGUGGCGAUCGGGUGCUGCAGGACGACCUCACGUGCAAAGCUCCCAACUCCACUUGCAACGCGCACGAGGAGUUCGAGUGCGGCAAUGGCGACUGCAUCGACUUUGCGCUCACCUGCGACAGCGUUGCCCACUGCAAGGACAAGUCGGACGAGAAGCAGUCCUACUGCAGCAGCCGCAAGUGCAAGAAGGGCUACCUGCACUGCAUGAACGGGCGCUGUGUGGCCAUGCGCAACUGGUGCAAUGGGGUCGACAACUGUGGUGACAACUCCGACGAAGUCCCGUGCAACAAGACCAGCUGCGCUGCCACGGAGUUCCGGUGCCGUGACGGGAGAUGCAUUGGGAACUCGAGCCGCUGCAACCAGAUCAUCGACUGUGAGGAUGCAUCCGACGAGAUGAACUGCACCGCCACCGACUGCAGCAGCUACUUUAAGCUGGGGGUGAAGGGCAUGACGUUCCAGCAGUGCGAGCACACGUCACUGUGCUACGCCCCGGCCUGGGUCUGUGACGGCGCCAACGACUGCGGCGACUACUCCGACGAGCGCAAUUGCCCUGGCAUGCGGAAGCCCAAGUGCCCGGCCAACUACUUUGCCUGCCCCAGCGGGCGCUGCAUCCCCAUGUCCUGGACCUGCGACAAGGAGGACGACUGCGAGAACGGCGAGGACGAGACCCACUGCAACAAGUUCUGCUACCCCGUGCAGUUUGAGUGCAAGAACCACCGCUGCAUCUCUAAGCUGUGGGUGUGCGACGGCGCCGACGACUGCGGGGACGGCUCCGACGAGGGCACCCACUGCCGCCUGACGACCUGCAGUGCUGGGUCCUUCCAGUGCCCGGGCACCUAUGUGUGCGUGCCCGAGCGCUGGCUCUGCGACGGCGACAAGGACUGCGCCGAUGGUGCCGACGAGACCCUCGCUGCCGGUUGCCUGUACAACAACACAUGCGACGAGCGGGAGUUCAUGUGCGCCAACCGGCAGUGCAUCCCCAAGCACUUUGUGUGUGACCAUGACCACGACUGCAGCGAUGGCUCCGACGAGUCCCUGGAGUGCGAGUACCCGACGUGCGGCCCCCACGAGUUCCGCUGCGCCAACGGGCGCUGCCUGAGCAACGCACAGUGGGAGUGCGAUGGCGAGUUCGACUGCCACGACCACUCGGACGAGGCACCCAAGAACCCGCGCUGCACCAGCUCCGAGAGCAAGUGCAACGACUCGUUCUUCCUGUGCAAGACGGGGGCCUGCGUGCCCGAGGCACUGCUGUGCGACGGCCGUGCCGAUUGCGCUGAUGGCUCCGACGAGCUCAAUUGCUUCAUCAAUGAGUGCCUCAAUCGUAAGCUCAGCGGCUGCUCCCAGGACUGUGAGGACCUGCGCAUCGGCUACAAGUGCCGGUGCCGCCCCGGGUUCCGGCUGAAGGACGACGGGAAGACGUGCGUGGACGUGGACGAGUGCUCCACCACCUACCCCUGCAGCCAGAUCUGCAUCAACACGCUGGGCAGCUACAAGUGCCUGUGCCGCCAGGGCUACCGCCUGCGGCCCGACAACCCCACCAGCUGCAAGGCCGUGUCCGGUGAUGAGCCCUUCCUCAUCUUCGCCAACCGCUACUACCUGCGCAAGCUCAACCUGGACGGCUCCAACUACACACUGCUCAAGCAGGGCCUGAACAACGCGGUGGCCUUGGACUUUGACUACCGGGAGCAGAUGAUCUACUGGACCGACGUGACCACGCAGGGCAGCAUGAUUCGGCGCAUGCACAUCAAUGGUAGCAAUGUGCAGGUGCUGCACCGCACGGGCCUCAGCAACCCAGAUGGGCUGGCCGUGGACUGGGUGGGGGGCAACCUGUACUGGUGCGACAAGGGCCGAGACACCAUUGAGGUGUCUAAGCUCAACGGAGCCUAUCGCACAGUGCUGGUGAACUCGGGUCUGCGCGAGCCCCGCGCCCUCGUGGUCGACGUGCAGAACGGUUACCUGUACUGGACAGACUGGGGCGACCACUCCCUGAUCGGGAAGAUUGGGAUGGACGGCACCAAGCGCAGUGUGGUUGUGGACACCAAGAUCACGUGGCCCAACGGCCUCACGCUUGACUACAUCAAUGGGCGCAUCUACUGGGCCGAUGCCCGCGAGGACUACAUCGAGUUUGCCAGCCUGGAUGGCUCCAACCGGCACACAGUGCUGAGCCAGGACAUCCCGCACAUCUUCGCCCUGACACUCUUCGAGGACUUCAUCUACUGGACGGACUGGGAGACCAAGUCCAUCAACCGGGCUCACAAGACCACGGGCGCCAACAAGACCAUGCUGAUCAGCACCCUGCACCGGCCCAUGGACAUCCACAUCUAUCACCCCUACCGCCAGCCCGAUGUGCCCGACCACCCCUGCAAAGUGAGCAACGGGGGCUGCAGCAACCUCUGCUUGCUGUCCCCGGGCGGGGGGCACAAGUGCGCCUGCCCCACCAACUUCUACCUGGGCGGCGAUGGCAAGACCUGCGUCUCCAACUGCACUGCCAGCCAGUUUGUGUGCAAGAAUGACAAGUGCAUCCCUUUCUGGUGGAAAUGCGACACGGAGGAUGACUGCGGGGACCGCUCCGACGAGCCCGAGGACUGCCCUGAGUUCAAGUGCCGCCCAGGCCAGUUCCAGUGCUCAACUGGGAUCUGCACCAACCCGGCCUUCAUCUGCGACGGCGACAACGACUGCCAGGACAACUCCGAUGAGGCCAACUGCGAGAUCCACGUGUGCCUGCCCAGCCAGUUCAAGUGCACCAACACCAACCGCUGCAUCCCUGGCAUCUUCCGCUGCAACGGGCAGGACAACUGUGGUGAUGGCGAGGACGAGAAGGACUGUCCUGAGGUGACCUGCGCCCCCAACCAGUUCCAGUGUGCCAUCACCAAGCGCUGCAUCCCGCGCGUGUGGGUGUGCGACCGCGACAACGACUGCGCCGAUGGCUCUGAUGAGCCCGCCAACUGCACCCAGAUGACGUGCGGCCUGGACGAGUUCCGCUGCAAGGACUCGGGGCGCUGCAUCCCAGCGCGCUGGAAGUGCGACGGCGAGGACGAUUGUGGCGACGGCUCCGAUGAGCCCAAAGAGGAGUGUGAUGAGCGCACAUGUGAGCCCUACCAGUUCCGCUGCAAGAACAACCGGUGCGUGCCCGGGCGCUGGCAGUGCGACUACGACAACGACUGCGGCGACAACUCGGAUGAGGAGAGCUGCACGCCCCGGCCCUGCUCUGAGAGCGAGUUCUCCUGCGCCAACGGGCGUUGCAUCGCUGGGCGCUGGAAAUGCGAUGGGGACCACGACUGCGCCGAUGGCUCUGAUGAGAAAGACUGCACGCCACGCUGCGAGUUCGACCAGUUCCAGUGCAAGAACGGGCACUGCAUCCCUAUGCGCUGGCGCUGCGACGCCGAUGCUGACUGCAUGGAUGGCAGCGACGAGGAGAGCUGCAGCAGCCUGGUGCGCACCUGCCCCCUGGACGAGUUCCAGUGCAACAACACGCUGUGCAAGCCCCUGGCCUGGAAGUGCGAUGGCGAGGACGACUGCGGGGACAACUCGGACGAGAACCCUGAGGAGUGUCUGAAGUUCCAGUGCCCCCCAGACCGGCCGUUCCGCUGCAAGAACGAGCGCGUCUGCCUGUGGAUCGGGCGCCAGUGUGACGGCGUUGACAACUGCGGUGACGGCACUGACGAGCACGACUGUGAGUCUCCCAAGCCCCGGAAUUGCAGCCAGGAGAAGAGCGAGUUCCGCUGCAAUAACGGGCGCUGCGUGAGCGCCAGCCUGCAAUGCAACUUCUUUGACGACUGCAGCGACGGCUCUGACGAGGAGCACUGCUACCAGGACCCCAAGAUGUACGACUGCCAGACCAACGUGAGCAUGUGCAGGGAUGAGGCCAAGUGCGUUCAGUCGCCGACGGCCACAUACUGCGCCUGCCCCAGCGGCUUCCAGAAGGUGCCCAACAAAAACGCCUGCCAAGACAUCAACGAGUGCCUGCGGUUCGGGACCUGCUCGCAGCUCUGCAACAACACCAAGGGCUCCUACGUCUGCAGCUGCUCCCGCAACUUUGUCAAGACCCACCACACCUGCAAGGCUGAAGGCUCAGAGCACCAGAUCCUGUACAUCGCAGACGACAACAAGAUCCGCAGCAUGUUCCCCUUCAACCCCAACUCGGCGCACGAGCCGGCUUUCCAGGGCGAUGAGGACGUGCGCAUCGAUGCCAUGGACAUCUACGUCAAGGGCAACAAGAUCUACUGGACCAACUGGCACACAGGCCGCAUCUCCUACCGUGAGCUGCCCGCCUCCUCUGCUGCCUCCACUGCCGCCAACCGCAACCGGCGCCAGCUGGACAGCACCGUCACCCACCUCAAUAUCUCGGGGCUGAAGAUGCCACGGGGCAUUGCGGUGGACUGGGUGGCCGGGAACGUGUACUGGACAGACGCUGGGCGCGACGUCAUCGAGGUGGCGCAGAUGAAGGGCGAGAACCGCAAGACGCUCAUCUCGGGCAUGAUCGACGAGCCGCACGCCAUUGUCGUGGACCCGCUACGGGGGACCAUGUACUGGUCGGACUGGGGCAACCACCCCAAAAUCGAGACGGCUGCCAUGGAUGGGACCCUGCGGGAGACGCUGGUGCAGAACAAUAUCCAGUGGCCCACGGGCCUGGCCGUGGACUACCACAACGAGCGGCUGUACUGGGCUGAUGCCAAGCUCUCUGUCAUCGGCAGCAUCCGCCUCAACGGCACUGACCCCGUGGUGGCUAUCGACAGCAAGAAGGGCCUGAGCCACCCCUUCAGCAUCGAAAUCUUCGAGGACUACAUCUAUGGCGUCACCUACAUCAACAACCUCAUCUUCCGCAUCCACAAGUUUGGGCGCGAGCCCGUGGUCAACCUGACGUCAGGCCUCAACCACGCCACUGACGUGGUGCUCUACCACCAGCACAAGCAGCCGGACGUGACCAACCCGUGCGACCGCAAGAAGUGUGAGUGGCUCUGCCUGCUCAGCCCCAGCGGCCCCGUCUGCACCUGCCCCAACGGCAAGCGGCUGGACAAUGGCACCUGUGUGGUCGUGCCCUCCCCCACCAUCUCGCCCGUCGCGCCCACAAGCGAUACCUGCAGCCUGGUCUGCCUGAACGGGGGCAGCUGCUUCCUCAAUGCCCGCAAGCAGGCCAAGUGCCGGUGCCAGCCGCGCUACAACGGCGACAAGUGCCAGGUCGACCAGUGCUGGGAGUACUGCCAGAACGGCGGCACCUGCACCGCCUCCCGCUCCGGGAUGCCAACGUGCCGCUGCCCCACCGGGUUCACGGGACCAUGGUGCAACCAGCAGGUGUGCAUGGACUACUGCUACCACAACGGCACCUGCACCGUCAACCAGGGCAACCAGCCCAACUGCCGCUGCCUGCCCGAAUUCAGUGGUGACAAGUGCCAGUUCCGCCAGUGCUUUGGGUUUUGCGAGAACGAGGGCAUGUGCCAACUGGCACCGGAUGGGACCAAGCAGUGCCGCUGCCCACCGCAGUACGAGGGAGCCCGCUGUCAAGACAACAAGUGCUCACGCUGCCAGGAGGGCACCUGCAACAUCAACAAGCAGAGCGGGGACGUCACCUGCGUCUGCCCUGGGGGCAAGGUGGCUCCCAGCUGCCUGAGUUGCGACAACUACUGCCUGAACGGGGGCACCUGCACCAUCAACCCCAAGACGCAGCUGCCUGAGUGCCAAUGCAUCAUUGGGCAGACAGGGCAGCGCUGCGAGGAGCUCGCCGUCAGCGAGCAGCAGAACAACCGAACAACACCCAUUGUCAUCAGCAUCGUGGUGGUCCUGCUAGUUGUGCUGGCUGUGCUGGCCUUCCUCUGGUACAAGCGGCGCAUUAAAGGGGCCAAGGGCUUCCAGCACCAGCGGAUGACGAACGGGGCCAUGAACGUGGAGAUCGGGAACCCCACCUACAAGAUGUACGAGGGGGAGCCCGAGGACGACGGGGAGCUGCUGGACGCUGACUUCCCCCUUGAUCCUGACAAGCCCACCAACUUCACCAACCCCGUGUACGCCACGCUGUACAUGGGCGCCCACAACAGCCGGAACUCGCUGGCCAGCACGGACGAGAAGCGCGAGCUGCUGUCGCGGGGCGCGGACGACGACCUGGCUGACCCCCUGGCAUAGGGGGCCGGGGCUGGUGGGCGAGGGCAGGGGGGCGGGAGGAGCCGAGAGACACUGUAUAAAUGUACAAAUGAAGGAUUAUUACUUUUAUAUGUGAGCAGUAUUAUUCCCUGUCUAUUCCCCGAGGACGGGGCUCCCCCCCAUGGCUGGAGCCGGGCGCAGGACCCCUCCACCCUCCGCUCCCUUGGUGAGGGGGGACGAGCGGGGAAGGGGCCGUGGCUCUGAGCGGGGCCCACGGGAGCAGGCAGUGAGCGGUUAAAGGGCGCGGGGGGGGCUCGGAGCACCGAAGGGCUAGAGGCCGGGCCCGGGGCAGGGCAGCGAGGGGUUAACGUCAGCAGGGCUGGGGGGGCGCUGGGGGCUGCCCCAGGGCUGCUGGGAGCCUUGUCCUGCCCCACCAAUCACAUUCCUUCCCGCCAGUCCCAUUCACACCCUCCAUCAGCUGCACCAAUCCCUUCCCUCCCCACUAGUCGGACCCCACCAAUCCCAUCCCCUCCCGCCAAUCGCCCCCGCCAGACUCGUCCCUUCCUGCCAGUUGCCCCCACCAGUCCCAUCCCUCCCUGCAAUCACUCCCCACCAAUCUCAUCCCUUCCCGCCGUUCGCUCCCCACCAAUCCCGUCCUUUCCCACCAAUUGCUCCCGCCAAUCCCAUCCCUUCCCACCAAUCUCAUCCCUUCCCGCCAGUUGAUGCCCACCAAUCACAUCCCUUCCUCCAGUCACUCCCACCAAUCCCAUCCCACCCCCCCCAGUGCGCUAUGGGCUGCCCCGUCCCUCCCCCCAGCAGGGGCAGUUCCCCCGGGGCAGGGGGGGGCCGCACUGCCCCCCCCAGCGUGGGUAAAUGAGGGGCCAGGCUCAGCCUCCCCCCUCCUUUCAGGCCACAUCAACUGCAUGAGCCAAGGGGGCCUGGCCCCCCCGCGCGGCCCCGACUCCAUCUCUCCUCCGUUUCUCCAACAUGCAGAUUUCUUUCUUUUUUUUUUAACGAGGAAAAAAAAAGUUUAAAAAAAAAGAACAAAAAAAAAAAGGAACUAGCUUUUAUAGUAGGAGCCAAUAACGCAUGUGGGGGCGUCUCUCUCUCUCUCUCUCUCUCUCUCUCUCUCUCCAUCCUUUUACUGGGGGGGGGGGGGGAAGAAGAAGAAAAAAAAAGAAAAAUAAGACGUUUUAAUAAUUUUUGCUGGAUUUACUUUACAACUAAACACACAGAUAUUGUUAUAAAUAAAAUUUGUAAAAACGGA